GUAUAUUGCAUAGCUUCACAACAAACUCGGAAUAUUCAACCCAGAUACACGAUACAACUAGUCAACCAACUCUGACUCACCACCGGUAUAAUGCAUUCCUUAUCUCGCUUUGCGGCUCUCCUCUCAACAUUGGUGGCAGCGCUCUUGCUCCAUGCCGAUCCCGCUCGCGCAACGCCACUAACCUCGCACUCGGCAACUCUCGUUGCCCGGGACAUCUUAUCAGACCAUGGCUCUAGUUGUACUUACUGGACUGAUCAAGAGCCCAAUGGAUACUACAGACUCAAGAUCAAAUGCGACAAGGUCGGUCGUGGCCUAAAGGUCGCCGCGCGUGUGUCCUUCAAUAACAUGAUAUUCGCCACUGAAUGGAUAGACUACAACAAUCUGAACCAGGUCGUGCAGAGUGCGUCAUACAACUCGGACAGGCGGGUUGAAGAUCUUAACUUCCAAUGGUUCUUCGGCACGUCCGGUAUGCCAGAUAUGGGCAACUGUAACUCUCAACUCGUCGAGGUCGAACAGAUCAUCAAGAAUGCCUGGUAUAAUUCCAUGACCUGUACCGAUAUCAGUCCGUACCUCAAAGUUCGCGCGGUACUGGACUUGCCGGGCGCGGCCAUUAAUCAAUACUCGGAGUGGAUUCAAACCCCUGGGACCGUCAAUACUCUGGAGCGCGAAUCUUGGUUUGGCAAGCCCAGUGCGUAUGCUCAAUGGACUGUGAGAGAUGCAUGAUUUCGAGGGCCAUGGGAAGUUUCAGAGAUUGGUUUCGGAGAUGCAUCGAGAAAUCGCCGGGAUAGAUGGAGUUGGCGUCGACUUUCGAAGCCCAGGAAUCUCUUUUUCAGGAGCAAGAAGCAUUGGCACUUUGAAAAGAAUGUGACCAGUAUCAGUUGCUGCGACAAGUUCAGAUAUGUGGCAGUACUGUCAACUGAGCUUGUGUUACUUAUUCUGCUCCUCUACUUGAGACAGCAGUCGUAACCUCUUUUGGUCUGCGAUAAUCUUCAGCUUGUCCAACUCCUCUGUUCUGUGCUCAAUCUCCCUCCUGACCUCCUCUUCUGAGGCGACACGGUAUUUUAACCGGAGCACGCACGCGGCGAAAAGCACAACUCCCAGUUGAACCGUAAUGCCCCAUUGACCUACAGCCCGCGGACUCUCAGUCGGUGCGCCGUCUUGGUGAAUGUAGUGCUCGAUCCAGAUGAUGAACGCGAUUACCGUCAGAGGGCCAAAUAACAUUGCAGCAAACAGGACCAAUAUGACCAGAAGAUCAAGGCUGAAUAAGAAGAGAGGAUGUUGGCGGAUUGAUGUAUGGUUGCUAUUCCAUUGUCUUGGUGUUUUCAGACUUAGAGAUGUCUGUGGGCUGCGCAGGAAGUUCAUGAGGUGCACCCAUCCUCGCUUGAAGUCGCCGUUGAAGCUCUGCCAAAUCUCUUUUCUCCUAGUCCACAGCUGUCGAGGCUCGUAGAUGGGAACCCGCUCUGUACAGAAUUUUAAACGGCCCAUGGCCAACAGGAACAGCUGCGCCGCGGUGAAACUGGUGAUGGCGGUAUAAAUCAAGGGCUGAAAAUCAUCGCUUCCAUAGCCAGCGUCUGUAUGUAGUUUGGCUCCUGGGGCAUUCGGAGUCAAUGCGGAUGCUUUCAGGGAGGUCGCUUGCCGCAAUAUUUGAGAUGUACUGAAGCAAGGAUACAUGCAGUUCGAAGUGUAGUUGAACCACAAACGAUUGUCAAGAAGAGGUUGCCCAAAAAGUUUCCACACGG
Exophiala oligosperma is the source of this 1739-nucleotide messenger RNA. RefSeq lists its product as uncharacterized. The transcript has a single exon. The record is from RefSeq and is a predicted model, not a curated record. NCBI's taxonomy places the organism in Eukaryota, Fungi, Ascomycota, Eurotiomycetes, Chaetothyriales, Herpotrichiellaceae. Bases 91 to 723 code for a protein of 210 amino acids.